Molecule: messenger RNA, 1798 nt
Organism: Ipomoea nil (Japanese morning glory)
Lineage: Eukaryota; Viridiplantae; Streptophyta; Magnoliopsida; Solanales; Convolvulaceae
Product: putative FBD-associated F-box protein At1g61330
Exons: 6
Coding region: 38-1798 (586 amino acids)
Molecular function (GO): protein binding
Source: RefSeq, a predicted model, not a curated record
AGCUUGCGGCUGUUGGUGAUUGCGUUAGUAAUCUGACAUGUCAAUGAGGAGGAGAAGGGCUCGAGUUUGUGAUCUUCGCACGGAAGUGUUGAAUGUCGGUGAUUUUAUGAGUAGAUUACCGGAUGAAAUUCUUAUUUCUGUACUGUCUCGCCUGCCGUUGAAGGAGGCUGCUGCCACUGCCAUCUUAUCGAGGCGGUGGAGGAACCUGUGGAAGUCCAUUGCUGGGUUAGACUUUAACGGCGAAACCACAUUGGGUGGAAGAGCGAUAUAUCCAAGAUCCCUGAACACAGAAAGAAAUAAGUACAUUAAUUGGGUGAAUCGAGUUAUUAGGCAGCAUAACGGCCCUGCCCUCGAUGCAUUCAAGAUUAGCUUCGAUCUGGGCAAGGGUUCGAAAUCUGCCAUUGAUAACUGGGUAAAAGUUGCGCUUUCGAAGAAUGUAAAGAGGCUCGAGCUGGAUUUGUUGGGAUAUGAUGCCAGUAUUCGUGAAGCCAUGUGUAACUAUACAUUCCCGUCUAAGCUUUUCACUAGUAGACAGUCCAAUACCGGCUUGAGGUUUCUAACAGUCCUUUCUUUGAGGUGCGUUAAUGUGAGUGAUCAACUGCUGGAGUCUUUCCUUCUACACUGUCCGCUUCUCGAGUUUUUGUCAUUGCAGUGCUCGAGGUGCUUGGUAAAUGUGAAGGUCGUUGGCCCGGCUCUCAAGCUGAAUUCCUUGGAGAUUCUCUUCUGCUUGGGCUUAAAAACUAUAGAGCUCCAAGACACAACUCUUUCUUCGUUCUGUUAUUUGGGUCCUGCGGUUACUUUUAUCUUCAAAAAUGUCCCAAAACUUGAAGAGGUCUCGGUGGGUAUGGGCCGUUCUGGAAUCGAGAACAAUGUCUUUGGACAGCUUGCCUGUUGCUUUAAUCAGCUGGAGCUUCUAACUUUAGUUAUCUAUCGUCCACAGGCAAACGUUAAUUUCUCAAAUAUUCCCGAACUGCCCAAACUCAAGGAGUUAGUGCUGAAAAUUGGAGCAUUUAGUGAUCAAUCUCUUCUUCAGUUCACAUCAUUGCUGCAACACUGUCCUCGUUUGGAACGAUUUGUGCUCCAGUUGAUAUGGCUAUGUCCAUUGAAGACCAGGAGAAGGAUGCUCAAGGGCGAGGCGUUUCUUCUCAAUUCGCUCAAGGUUGUGGAGAUUCGCGGGUAUUUUGGGCGCCCUAGCGACGCUGAAAUCGCGAUGCACUUCAUCGAGAACGCUCCCGCUCUCCAGAAAUUGGUGAUCGAUCCCCGCAAUCAGAUCCUGAAGCACUCUUCUCGGCCAGUGCAAACUGAGGAAUUUGGUAGAAGAUAUGCCCACCAGCAGCUGAUGUUAAGGGUUCCACAAGACAUGUGUGCAAGUGUUGAGUUAGUAGUCCACCAUGGUGGAAAUUUUGUAAGAAGUCCUGAGUUCAAGUAUAUCAAUGGUGAGGUUAAUAGGAUACAAAUUGACCCAGAUCUUAUUUCAUACCCCCAUUUAGCAAAAUAUAUAAAAGAUGGGCAUUUGACAACAAAAUGGAAGAAAUGUGACAUCUACGUACAUCAUGGAAUUGAUGAACCUGAAGUGAUUCAAGAAUUGUUAUUACUUGUACUUGAGAAUGUUUAUGAAGGACAUGUAGCUGAGAAUGUGGAUCAAGGUCAGGAGAUAGAUCAUGUAGUUGAGGUUCUACCUGAAGAUGAUUUUGAAAUUAAUUAUGAAGUUGAAUAUGAUGAGAUGGAUAGUGAACAUGAUGAGGAUGAUGAUAAUGGAUAUGGAUGGGUUACACAAGAUAAUGAGAUUGGAAGAUAG